Phyllotreta striolata is the source of this 4537-nucleotide messenger RNA. Lineage: Eukaryota; Metazoa; Arthropoda; Insecta; Coleoptera; Chrysomelidae. The record is from the annotation of a GenBank genome assembly.
UUGUAAUUGAUGUGAGGGGGGAUUAGGAAAAUAUGUUAAAAAGUUAUUAAAUUUUCUGUGAUAAUUAGAAAAAAUGGAAACCAUAGUAUUAGCAUUAGAUUUAGAGAAAAUUUGUCGUGUUUGUUUGUUACAAUCCGAUUCAAUGUUUUCCAUUUACAGCCAGUUAUUCGAUAAUAUUACUGAAGAGAAAAUGCCCACCAUUUCCAACAUAUUAAUUUCCAUUUCAAACAUGAAGAUACGCGAAUACGACAAUUUGCCAACCAUGAUUUGCACAAGGUGCAUAAACAGCGCUCAUAUUGCAUACAAAUUUCAGCAACAAUGUAACACAUCUCAGACUAUACUAGAAUCUUAUUUAGAGCAAAUUAAAAUGAAUUCUCCAAUACGUACGCCCAAUACAGUCGAUGAUCUCUCGCACAGUAUUGUCGAUGAUCUCUCGCACAAUAUUGUUGAUGAUAUCUCGCAGAAUAUUGUCGAUGAUCUCUCGCAAAAUAUUGUCGAUGAUCUCUCGCAAAAUAUUGUCGAUGAUCUCUCGCAAAAUAUUGUCGAUGAUCUCUCGCAGAAUGUUGUCGAUGAUCUCUCCCACAAUAUCAUAGAUGAUCUUUCACACAACAUUGUCGAUGAUCUGUCUGCAAGCUCUAUAAAACUGGAAUCUGAUGAAUUGAAUGACACUCAGUAUUACAAUAGUUCAGAAACAGAUUUGUUGUUAGACGACAAAGAAGACUUGCUCGCCGAGGGCUUGGAAUACAUUGCUAACGAUUGCAUGAUUAACGAGGAAAAGAAAGUUUUCGAACAAAGUUUAAUCGACGAAGAAGAGAGGGAUAACGAUGACUGUGAUGAUUUAAAGAGCUGCAUUCCCCUAGGAGAAGAGACAGUAGACGAUUUGAUCGAUAAUUUCAGCGUAGAAAACUUAGAAUUGAUCUCUCCUAAGCUGGAUUUUAACUUAAACGUACGAAGGUCAGGGCCCAGUCUGAUACCUCCUCCGGAUCCACCUCGUGUACCAGCUCGAAUAAAGAAAUGCCCCAGUAUGGAUUAUUACAAAAAAAAUGAAAACGAUGCAAUCUUGUACGGAUGCAACCAAUGCGAUCAGUCCUUCAGCACCCCUAACGAUCUAAGAAUCCACUUUAAAACGCACGAUGAAAAGAGACCAUACUCUUGCACUGAUUGCAAAAAAACGUUUAAAACAUACGCCCAUUUAUUGUUCCAUAUUAGAAGGCACGCUGAGAAAAAGAUAUUUGAGUGUAAAGAAUGCGGGAAAAAGUACAAACAGUCCGGUACUCUCACUGCUCACAUGAGGAUUCAUACUGGUUCUAAGCCGUAUUUGUGCUCGGUAUGCGGCAGGGGCUUCAGGCAAGCGCCUGAUCUUACUUACCACAUGAGAACCCACACCAAGGAGAAACCGUACAUGUGCAGCAUCUGCGGCAAGACAAUGUCCAUGCAAUGCCAUUUGGUCCAGCACAUGCGAUCCCACACCGGCGAGAAACCUUUCAAAUGCCCCAAAUGCGACAAAGCUUUUCCUUCUUCUACGAGGUUAAAACGCCACUCUAUCGUCCACACAGCGCUCAAACCGUACAAGUGUACGGUGUGCGAGAAAUCGUUCAAUCGAAGCAGCAGCCUAAAAGUACAUAACAGAACUCACACCGGAGUCAAAUCUUACAAAUGUCCCACUUGCAACAAGAGCUUCUUGUGGGCGCACUCGCUUCGAUCUCACGCCGUCACGCACAUCAAAAAUUCCAAGGAGGACCUAAACGAUAUGAACGAGCUUUUAGAGGUAAACGACAAUUCUCUACUCAAAUUCACCACCAUGACGAUUUACUCGGACGAGAAGACUCCCAUCAACGAGUCGUUCGCGAUAUUUUCGAGCGGGGAUUUGGAGUCCGGGAGUAAAUCGUUCCAGAUUUGCGCCGUUUCUACGGGCGAGCAAACCGAAGGAGUGGAAACGUUUACGCUGUAUUCAGCCGACGAAACAGGCCAGGUCAAAGGUUCCGUUAAUUCCAUACAACUAUCCAAUGUUAGCAUGUAAUCGUAAUAUUUCACUGUGGGUACUAAUUACUUAUAUUAAUCGUUACUUGAACUUACGUCUGUUGAAGGUACUAAUUGAUCUAUUCGAAAAAGAUGGUGUACUGUUUUCAAUCGAUGUCUUGACUUUGAGCAUGCCAUGUUGUUUAGGUGUUUUCAGCAUCUAAUGCGGAAAUAUUUGUACAUGAAAUGUUUAAUGUUGUUCUAGUCGUACUUAGGUACAUACUACUUCACUUGUUUGAAUUUAGUUGAAAGAGUUUAGGACUAAAUUGUCUGCUUUAUUCGCUGAAACGAAUAAUCCACCUGUGUGCUAUUCAAUUAAAUCGUUUCUGCGAACGAAGUUAUUAAUACAUAUAAAUAAGUUGAAAGAAUUAUAAGUAUUGAUUUAUAUUUUUUAUUUCGUGUUUUAACGAUUUUUUUAUAUUUUUUUAUUUUUACUAUUCAGUAUUGAUUUGCUCGUUAUUUUCUUCUAGUAAAUUAAUAUCUUUAAUGUGAUUAAAUGUGAUUUGUUGUCUUUAAAUGUAAAUAUACAAUCAUAUAACUGGUUAAUUAUUGUUACUUACUGUAUAAUGUAAAUCUGUAACUUCAAAACUACAAAUUUUCAAUUCAUUUUACUCUCAUUUCCAGCCACAUUCAGUAUUUAUUCAAUGAAACUCAACAAUUGAUCUUAUUAAAUAUUAUAUAAUUUAUGUUUUGUAUGUACAACAUAUACAAACGAGGAACAAUAAAAAAUUAAUACAACAUAUAAAAAAAUAUAUAACCCUGCUCGAAAAAUCAGUACAACGUUAUUUACAAUAUUUACAAAUUCAACUAAAUUUAAUUAAAAAGAACUAGAUAAUUUACAAGCUGCCUAUAUCGUUAAACCGUUUCAAUUUCUCUGGGAACGGAUCUUUGAAGAGCACCGGGUCCGCUCUAAACUCGACGGACCGGAGGGGCAUCCGGCCGAAGGCCCUUUCGAAUUUGCUGAUGCACUGCGAUCGCUCGACCAUGUGCCCCAAAUCCGCCGAUAGCAUCUCGUUGCUGGCGCACUCGGGACACUUGAACUUCUUCCUGGGCGCCACCUUGAUGGGCGGCUUAUCCGUAAUGUUAGCCACCAAAAAAUUCAUCGCUAUGUCCUCGCAGUUCAUGUGCUCGUCCACCCAAUCUCUCACUUCGACGGGAAGGUGUUUCGUGUAUAAAUAGCUCCAGUAUUUGUGUAGAAAAGCUGCUCCGGUGAGUACCAUGGAUAUUUCGUUCAUCCAUUCCGAUUCGUAUUUCCAGGUGUUCGUUACGUUGUCCCAUAUGUGGGUUCGAGAAGGAAAUCCUGCAAGGGGAUUUGGGUUAGUACAUGAGGGUAAUUGGAGGAGAAUUUUGAUGCGCUUACCAACUAUUCGGUCUGGAAAUUCCCUCCAAACUUCGUACGCGAAUUCGAUUUCAUCCGAUGUUAACAUCACGAUAUCGUCGUCUAAGUGUAGGACUGCCUCCGUUUCGAUUUCCUUGAACGGGUAAAAUCUGUUCGAUAACUUAUUAGCUCUCGUCCUAAUAAUGUUUAUAGGUUUCUGAAUUUUUGGAAAUUCCGAUACUGAAAAAAGCGGGUAUCAAAAAACCUAAGAAAUCGCGUAAUUAAGAAUACACUUACGAGGAGGUGGGUUUUUCUUCUGAUUAUUCCAUACGACUAUAAUUUUCAUCAAACUAGGAACUUUCGAUAAUCUUUCUACAAGCGUGAACAAACUGUCCACUCUAUCGUACGUUAAAAUAACAGCAGAAAACCCGUGCGACUUCGGGGAAGUCAUUGGAAAGAAUAAAGGAUUUCGAUUGAUCUACAACAAAAAAAAACAUCCAUAAAAAUCACAUAAUACAAGGUGUCCCGCUCUGUGUCUAUUCUUAUGCGGGACACCAACUAAACAGUACUCGUCAAGAUUCAAACACUCACUUCGUCAGACCUCAAAUUAACCUCGUCGUAGGUCCUGCUCAAAUGUGGAUAGACCCUCUCCUGCAGCACAUCGAGAGCGGUCAUGACGAUUUUCUUCAUGUUCGCGAAAUGCGCCGCGUAAAUGUGCAGCAAAGUGCGCUGCAUUUCGACGAUCCUCUUCUCCGACACGCCAUUCACCACGUCCAUGAGCGUACCGAUGUGGCUCUCCAUCACGAACAGCGCGAAUCUCUUCCAAUCGAUGGUAUCGUGGAACGGCAUCACGUGGCCGUCCGAAAUUAUCACAGGUAUGCAAUUAGCUGCCAUGGCUUCCAACAGAACGAAUUGACCCAUCCUAAUGGACACGAGUGGAUUGUUAAAGGGAUAGAUUGAAAAAUGUCAAAAAAUAAGGUACCUUUCUCCGCGGAAGACGAGGCAAAAGAUGGACUCUUUGAGUACUUGGGGGUAGUCGAAGGUUUGCCCGGUUUCGAUGUCGCAUCGUUGGGUGUAUUCGUGCCUGUGACAGGCGUCGAGUAUUAACAGGUAAUCGUGAUGGUGGUAACGCAAUUUCUGGAGUUCGUUGAGAAAGAACGGAUCGACGUUUAUUUGGGAGGACGUCGCCAGCCAAGAUCU